Messenger RNA from Pichia kudriavzevii, 1575 nucleotides. RefSeq lists its product as uncharacterized. Gene Ontology annotation, molecular function: aldehyde dehydrogenase (NAD+) activity. The transcript has a single exon. The record is from RefSeq and is a predicted model, not a curated record. Lineage: Eukaryota; Fungi; Ascomycota; Pichiomycetes; Pichiales; Pichiaceae. Bases 1 to 1575 code for a protein of 524 amino acids.
AUGUUAAGAUUAACCACUAGAACCAACACUCUAAGGUCCCCAAGGGUCUUUUCCGCUCUUUCCAGCAUUAGAUGCUACUCUGACUUGCCAGUCUAUCAAACAAUCACACUUCCUAAUGGUCAAACCUACGAACAACCAACUGGUUUGUUCAUCAAUGGUGAGUUUGUCAAGUCCCAGCAACACAAGACUUUUGAAGUUAUCAACCCUUCCACCGAGGAAGAAAUCUGUCAUGUCCAUGAAGCAAGAGCCGAAGAUGUCGACCUUGCUGUGGAUGCUGCAAAUAAGGCUUUCCAUUCCACUUGGUCUAAGAUGGACCCAUCCAUUAGAGGUAAGUACUUGCUCAACCUGGCGGACUUGAUGGAGGCACACAAGGACACCUUGGCUGCUAUUGAGUCCAUGGACAAUGGUAAGGCGUUAGUUUCUGCACAGGGCGAUGUCGGUCUUGUCAUUAACUACCUCAGAUACUGUGCCGGUUAUGCCGACAAGCUAUUUGGUAAGCUCGUUGACACUGGUUCUAACUAUUUCAACUAUAUCAAGAGAGAACCAAUUGGUGUUUGUGGUCAAAUCAUUCCAUGGAACUUCCCAUUACUAAUGUGGUCAUGGAAGGUUGGUCCUGCCUUGGCUGCAGGUAACACGAUUGUCUUGAAGACUGCAGAGUCCACCCCAUUGUCUGCUUUGUAUGCUGCAAAGUUGGCCCAAGAAGCGGGAAUUCCAAAGGGUGUUAUCAAUAUUGUCUCUGGUUUUGGUAAGAUCACUGGUGAAGCAAUUUCCUUACAUCCAAAGAUUAAGAAGUUGGCCUUUACUGGUUCCACUGCUACAGGUAAGCACAUUAUGAAGGCUGCAGCAGAAUCAAACUUGAAGAAGGUUACCUUGGAAUUGGGUGGUAAGUCUCCAAAUAUUGUUUUCAAUGAUGCUGACAUUAAGAAGGCUGUCAACUCUUUAGUUUUGGGUAUUUUCUUCAAUUCUGGUGAGGUUUGUUGUGCUGGUUCUAGAGUUUUCAUUCAAGAGGGUGUCUAUGAUGAAGUUCUGGAGGAAUUCAAGAAGGCUGCUGAAAAUUUGAAGGUUGGUAACCCAUUUGAAGAUGGUGUUUUCCAAGGUGCCCAAACCUCUCAACAACAAUUGUCUAAGAUUCUGUCUUAUGUUGAUUCCGCAAAGUCUGAAGGUGCAACUCUAAUUGCAGGUGGUGAAAGAUUGGGUGACAAGGGUUUCUUUGUUAAGCCAACUAUUUUCGCCGACGUUAAGCCAACUAUGAAGAUUUACACUGAAGAAAUUUUCGGUCCAUUUGCUGCUGUCACCAAGUUCAAGACCGCCGAUGAAGCCAUCAAGUUGGCAAAUGACUCUGAAUACGGUUUGGCUGCAGGUAUUCAUACUAAAUCUCUCGACACUGCUACAUAUGUUGCAAACAAUUUGGAAGCAGGUACUGUUUGGAUUAACACCUACAAUGAUUUCCACCAUAACAUGCCAUUUGGUGGUUUCAAGCAAUCUGGUAUUGGUAGAGAAAUGGGUGAAGAAGCUUUUGAGAACUACACCCAAUGGAAGACUGUUAGAGUUGCCAUUAACGAUGGUCCACAAUAA